CAGCGGCGGCAGCGAGAUGAGAGGUGGGCAUCUCGAAGGCCGCGCCGCACGAAAGAUGUGAAGCCCCGGCUCAAUUCGCAGACAAGUGAACCUCACUCACUCACGGAAUCGGCGUGCGAGCGAGCGGCUCGGCUGUUUGUCUCGGGAGAAGGAAUCGAUCGGUUCAGUUCUCUCGGACACCCGUACGCACGACCGACCGAAAAACCGACCGACAGCGUCCGGCAGGAUGAGCAGCACGAUGCAGACGUCGCUGCAGGCCGAUCCUGCUAAGAGGCACCGCCACAUUUUCGACAAGAAGCUGUCGGACGACUCGCUCGUCGUCGGACGGGACAACAAAUGGCCUUCGUUCGGCGUCCAGUCCAACAAGUUUCCGCUCGCGUCCGCGCGCAGGAGCACCGUGCCGAUGUCCGACUUCCCCUCGAUCGAGGGAAGCAACGAGACCAACGACAUCGCCGCCGCUUUUGAGAACAUGAAGAAAAAGAACUCGCUCAUCAGCGCCACGGGGCCCGGCGGCCUCGUCGGGAGGCCGCCGGUGGCCACCACGGUCGGCCUGAAUCAGACCAACCAAAGCACCACGGCCCAGUCCGCCGCUCAACAGAUCGUGCAGUCGAGCAGCGCGUCGUCGACGAGUUCGCGAGUGGCCAAGCGAGUGCAGCACACGAGCAGCAGCAGCCACCUGAGCCACCAGGUGAGCGAACUGAAGGCGUCCUCAGUCAAGUCGGACCUGUCGGAGUUGCAGUCGAGCAUUUCCGAGAUGAAGAACCUGUCGAGCACCAGCAGUAGCAGCAGCAGCGUCACCACGCAGCAGAGCAGCAACUUCCGCACCGCCGCCACUGCCCUGUCGACGGCCGCCGGCGCCCUGAACGGCGUCUCCGACCUGCUGCGCAACUCCCUGGAGCAGCUGGACGCCGACGACAACGUCAUGGGCGACGCCGAGGUCGGCAACGGCGAGCCCAUCAUCACCUUCCCCGAGCCGGACACGCCGACGACGCCGCCGGCCAUCGGCGCCCUCACCUCGCCCAACCUGGUGGUCAACAGCAUGGCCCUGGCGGGCACCAACAACAGCAGCGCCACCACCACCGCCUCCGAGAUGAAGUUCGAGCAGAAGCGGGUCACGUCGGCCACCAAGACCAAGGUGGUCACCGACUCCUUCAGCACCGGGGAGGUCACCUUCCAGCAGCAGAGCGCGGCGGCCGCGGUCAGGUCGCGCCUCGAGAUGGAAGGGGUCACCGCCGAGAAGAGCGCCGCCAUCAAACAGGAGCAGCGAUCCAUCAAAUCCAGUGAGGUGACGCAGCAGGAGAGCCAGAACAUUGCCGCCUCCAGUGUCCGCCUCCAGACUGAAGCUUUUAGCACUGAAAAGAAGGCUGUAAGUGCCCAACAGCAGAGACAAACCGUAACCUCGUCAGGCAGCAUAUUCAGCAGCAACCAGGAACACGUGUCAACGUCGUCACAGUCGAAUUUCACCUCCAUUGUCACAAAAGACGUGCACACAAAAUCUUCUUCGGCGUCAGUCGUUUCGUCGGCGCAGAUGAGCUCUUUAGUGAACGGAUCAAACAUGUUGAGCGUUGAGGAAGACAAUGGUGCGUUGGUUCUUGAAGACCUGGAGCGUCUGUCUCUGGUGUCGAGUCAGCAGGACGUGGAGCGGGCCAUCCAGAAGUGCACCACCUAUCUGAACAGCCAAAUGCCCAAGCUGACGCAGCCGACCGAAGCCAUCCAGAGUCUGACGCGCGUCAACGAUCUGGUGCGCAGGGCAUGGGCCGUGCCGACCCACGGACACGAGCUCGGUUACUCGAUCUGCAACUCGCUGCGCACCAGCGGCGCCCUCAACCUGCUCAUCGAGAACUGCGUGCAGUCGGAGGCCAACCUCAGGUUCUCCAGCGCCCGUCUGCUCGAGCAGAUCCUUACCACUGAGAACAGGGCGCACGUGGUGCAGCAUGGCCUGCAAAAGGUCGUCAGUGUCGCCUGCAACAGCACCAAAACCUUCAACACAGUCGAGCACUCCAGAGUCGGCACCGGCAUCCUCGAGCACCUUUUCAAACACAGCGAAAGCACCUGCAGUGAGGUGGUGCGAUUGGGUGGACUGGACGCGGUCCUGUUUGAGUGCAGGAAAAACGACGUGGAGACACUGCGGCACUGUGCCGGCGCCCUGGCCAACCUGUCGCUGUACGGCGGCGCUGACAACCAGGAGGCGAUGAUCAAGCGCAAGGUGCCGAUGUGGCUGUUCCCUCUGGCGUUCCACGACGACGACAACAUUAAGUACUACGCGUGCCUGGCCAUCGCCGUGCUGGUCGCCAACAAGGAGAUCGAGGCCGCCGUGCUCAGGUCGGGCACGCUGAACCUCGUCGAGCCUUUCGUCUGCUCACAUAAUCCGUCCGAGUUCGCAAAGUCGAAUCUGGCGCACGCGCACGGCCAGAGCAAGAACUGGCUGCAGAGGCUGGUGCCUGUGCUCAGCUCAAAGCGCGAGGAGGCUAGGAACUUGGCCGCCUUCCACUUUUGCAUGGAAGCCGGCAUCAAGAAGCAACAAAACAACUCGGAGAUCUUCAAGGAAAUCGGUGCUAUCGAGCCUCUCAAGAAGGUUGCCAGUUGUCCAAACGCAGUGGCCUCAAAGUACGCCGCCCAAGCACUGCGCCUGAUGGGUGAAGAGGUGCCGCACAAACUUAGCCAACAGGUGCCUCUGUGGUCGUCAGAAGACGUCAGAGAAUGGGUUAAGCAGACCGGCUUUACGGAAUACGCACAGAAUUUUGUGGAAUCAAGAGUGGAUGGAGACUUGCUGCUGCAGCUGACUGAAAAUAAUCUCUGUGAUGACAUUGGCAUCACGAACGGAAUUAGAAGAAGAAGGUUCACUAGGGAACUGCAAAAUCUGAAGAAACUUGCCGACUACAGUAGCAAAGACGUUAGCAACCUCAACUCCUUUUUGCAAAAUAUUGCCGUCGAAUUCUCUAUUUACACGUAUUCCAUGCUCAACGCUGGCGUUGACAGGGACUCAAUUAGAAGCUUGACUGAGAAUCAACUAGCAAACGAGUGUGGAAUUUCAAACAGCAUCCAUCGACAAAGGAUUCUCGAGUCGAUCGGCGGCCUGGAGAGCGUCGUCAACUCGUCGCAUGAAGAUCUGGCCAAGCCUCUUGACGUCUUCGUCAGCUACAGGCGCUCCAAUGGAUCUCAACUCGCCAGUUUGUUGAAAGUCCACUUGCAAUUGCGGGGAUUCUCGGUGUUCAUUGAUGUUGAGCGUCUGGAGGCUGGAAAAUUCGAUAACAACCUGCUGCAAAGUAUCCGAAAUGCCAAACACUUCUUACUGGUUUUAACUCCUAACGCGCUGGACCGCUGCAUCCAAGACGUCGAAUGCAAAGACUGGGUUCACAGGGAGAUUGUUGCUGCACUGCAGUCUCAGUGCAACAUUGUCCCAAUAAUCGACAACUUCGCGUGGCCCGAGCCUGAAGAGUUGCCAGAGGACAUGCGCGCCGUGUGCCACUUCAACGGCGUCCGCUGGAUCCACGACUACCAAGACGCUUGCGUGGACAAGCUGGAGCGAUUCCUCAAGGGCGAGAUGAAUUUGCGCGGCGGAGGCGGCGGCACCACCACCAGCAGCCUCAAGGGCGAGAACACGCCCUCCACGCCAAGCAGCACCAUCGGCAGGCAUCCGCCCACCUUUCAGCGCACCCUGAGCAACGACUCGGGCAAGGGCAAUGACAACAAGGACAUCAACGGCAACUCAGGGAGUGCCGGGAUUCGGCGGGACUGACUAGACGGCCACGCCUCGGCAGCUAACCUUUCGAAGUUGCGCAACCAGAAAGGUCGUCCGCCCGCGAGUCCACUACUCCGUCCACGCCGUGUCGCGCAGAUCGCCGGACACAGCAGCCCACGACCACCAAAGAUGCCGAGCAGGACACACAGCUUGGACAACAUGCUGGACAGGGAGAGUUCGCAAGAGCCAAUUGGGGACGAGGCCGCCGUGGUGAAGGCCUGCGAGAAGUACUUGAGCGCCACAGAACUGAACCAGCCGACCGCCCCGGAGCGGCCGGUGCGCGCCGCGCCGCCCCUCGCGCGCGGCCACAGCUGCGACGAGGCGGCCACCGCCGGCCAGCGAAGCUGCAACGACGGCGUCCGCUCCGAGUCGGUCUUUUCGCUUGAUGAGCCCAAGCGCAAACGCAAUUUCAUGGACAAGUGCGUCAACAAGGUGCGCUCCUUCAUAAAAAAGUAGUGAUUUUUGUACAUUUAUUGAUGUCACACACAACAAUACUUUCUCUUCUGUUACGCAGGGACCUUGAUUAGUUGUCGGAUCUAGAGAUUUAGCGUGUAGCCGUAGGUUAACAUUCUUUUCUCGAGCUAAAAGAUGCAUAUAUACUUAUCAGGAGGUCUCCACUCAAAAACCACUACAUUAAUUAAUAAAAGCAGCUUUAAUUGCACUGAAUGGCCUUAACCAUUGUCUUUGUAUGCCUUAUUUAAUAAGUGUCGACAUUCUCAAGGGCUGAGCUUUUUGAACCGACCGGUUCUAAAUAACCGUUUUUUCCAAUCAAAAACAACAAACAGGAACACCUUUUGAGUAAUUUGUAGUAUUUUCCACAACUCUUCUGUAUUCCACUCAUUAGUUGGUAAAUAAUCCAGGUUAAUUAGAAAACUAAUCAAUUCUGAGCUAGAUUAUUAAAAAAUACAGGAAAUUGAGUUGUAAAUAUUUGGAAUUCGGUGCAGAGAAUUAUUGACAUUUGUGUUACUGAUUACAGAAGCUAGUCCAAUUCAAUUUCUUACAAACAGAGGAAGGGGAAGUUGAUUUAUUUUGUCCGAGAUACAUGUGCGUAAGGAAUAUUUCCUGUCUGUUAAGUUAGGGUUAAUUUUCAGCUUGUGAGCGUACCACAAUUUCGUGUGUAUAAACGACAAUUUUAAUUUUUAAGUAGACCUUGUGAGUCAAUUUUAGUUGGUUGUAUAUCAUUCUCUCAUACAUAUGACGACUUGUAAAGCUAGGCAGGCGAUUAAUAUUAUUUGUACAUUUUUGUCGACUUCAUGCCUUGGAAAGAAUUUACUAUCAUUAUUAACCGCAAUUGGAGACACGCCAGCAUUUUCAAGAAUUUGCUUCCUCCUAUGUAUCUACUUUGAUAUUAUUUAUUAACAAAUCUUAUAAUAAACACACACACACACACGCACACACAAACACAUGAAACUUCUAUAUUUGGCGAACGUGCGCCAGGUUGGAAAAAUAAAGAGCAUUAUUAGUUUUAAUUAAA
Molecule: messenger RNA, 5216 nt
Organism: Cloeon dipterum
Lineage: Eukaryota; Metazoa; Arthropoda; Insecta; Ephemeroptera; Baetidae
Gene: Sarm
Product: sterile alpha and armadillo motif
Exons: 13
Coding region: 227-3739 (1170 amino acids)
Biological process (GO): response to axon injury; negative regulation of MyD88-independent toll-like receptor signaling pathway; signal transduction
Cellular component (GO): dendrite
Molecular function (GO): protein binding; NAD+ nucleosidase activity; signaling adaptor activity
Source: RefSeq, a predicted model, not a curated record